AUGCCAGCGAAUGACACGUGGACUCCAACACCGGUUUCGAUGGUAUCGAUCGACACUCGAACGCAUCGAUUGCAACGAAAUGCUUUCGAAAUGAGUGGUGAGUGUGGGGGCAGUGAUGGCGUCCACAGUGCGAUUCCUUCAACCGUUCGCUUCAAUCAGUCAUACGUUUUGAUUGUAUUCAGGAAUUGUACACUAAAUCAACACAAUAUGAAUGUGAUUAAGCCUAAGAGGAAUGCAUUGACACCACAAUACAGUGGUCAGAGGGCCGUAGUGUCCGUCACUGUGGUGUCGGAUGUGAAGCAUUGUAUGCAAUGGUGUGAAGGCAUGGCCUCUAAUGGUGUGAAUGGAGGCGCCGAUGGCUCGCAUCCAGCGGUGAACUUCACAGUAGACGAGAUCCGUGUGAUGAUGAACAAGAAGCGGAACAUCCGCAACAUGUCUGUCAUCGCACACGUAGACCACGGGAAGUCCACUUUGACCGACUCGUUGGUCUCGAAGGCCGGUAUCAUCGCUGCCUCGAAGGCGGGAGAGAUGCGCUUCACUGACACCCGAAAGGACGAACAGGAGAGAUGUAUUACCAUUAAGUCGACCGCCAUUUCCAUGUAC
Oppiella nova is the source of this 603-nucleotide messenger RNA. The record is from the annotation of a GenBank genome assembly. Lineage: Eukaryota; Metazoa; Arthropoda; Arachnida; Sarcoptiformes; Oppiidae.